Pseudogymnoascus verrucosus is the source of this 1933-nucleotide messenger RNA. RefSeq lists its product as uncharacterized. The record is from RefSeq and is a predicted model, not a curated record. Gene Ontology annotation, molecular function: oxidoreductase activity. Bases 269 to 1399 code for a protein of 376 amino acids. The transcript has 5 exons. Lineage: Eukaryota; Fungi; Ascomycota; Leotiomycetes; Thelebolales; Thelebolaceae.
CACAGACUACAAACGGAUAUAUAUAUCUGACUUUACUCAGUCUUCAACCUUCCUUCUUCUCUAUCCAUCACCAAUAUUCUCCGGACAUUCAACCUUCUUUCUUCUCUAUCCAUCACCAAUAUCCUCCAGCCCUUCAACCUCCAUCCUUCUUCUCUAUUCAUCAUCCUCGACGUCCUCGAUAUUUAACAUCACUCCUACCUUACCAACACACAAACAUCCACUACAACCUCACAAAUCUCACAAUCACAACCCCCAAACAAACAAAACAAUGGCUCUCGUCCACCCAACCCACCCCCUCACCACAACCUCAUCCCCAGACCCCUACGCCCUCCCCCCCUCUUUCCCCUCCUCCAUCUCCUCACCCCUAGCCUGGACCGGCGCAGACCUCGCAGACGAGAGUUACAUCUACCACCUCACCCCCUCCGACCUCUCCGAGAUCAAAGAUGCAUUAGCAGUAUUCAAAUCACACAAUCUCAACGGCGACCUCGCCACCCCCACGACCUUCCCCCUCCCUACCCUCGGCCCAAAACUCCGCCUACUCUCACACGAACUAUACAAUGGGAGGGGGGUUUGCUUGAUCCGCGGGCUGACGCCGGAGAUGUAUGAGCCGGAGGAGGGGAUGGUGGUGUUUAUGGGGGUGCAGAGUUAUAUGGCGGGGGGGAAGGGGAGGCAGGAUGGGAGGGGGAAUAUGAUUGUUCAUAUUACCCCGUCGGAAUAUGAUGCGAAGCAUUCGAGGCAUUCGAUGGAUAGUUUGCCCUUCCACACCGAAGCCACUGGCGACAUCCUAGCCUGGCAAACCCGCGCCGCCGCCGCCGAGGGCGGGAAGUGUAUCGUCUCCUCCGCAUACACAGCGUACAACCUCCUCGCCGCCACCUGUCCCGAGGUUAUCCACACCUUAGCAAAGCCAGAUUGGCCGUUUGCAUACCCAACCCUCCACUACCGCCCCAUCCUCUACCACACCUCCCCCAACCUCCUCAUCAACUUCUCCCCCUCCGCCCUCCUCUCCACCCCCUCGCACCCCCGCCCCUCCCACCUCCCUUCCCUCACCCCCUCCCAACUCUCCGCCCUCUCCGCUCUUCAAGCCGUCGCCCGUGCUACCGAAUUACACAUCACCACCAAGGCAGGGGACUUGCAUUUCGUGAAUAACCUCGCGAUUAUGCAUCGGCGAUCUGCGUUCUCUGCUCCUAACACCAAGGGAGUGGGUAAAGUGGAUGGGGAGAUGGAGGAGCCAAAACGUCAUCUGGUGCGCAUGCGUCUUCGUUGCCCGGAACGGGGGUGGAAGAUACCAAGAGAGUUGGCGCCGGCGUGGGAGGAGGCGUUUGGGGAGGAGGGGGAGAGGGAGUGGCAUCUUUUUCCGAUGCCGGAGGGGUAUUUUCCGUUGAGGAAGUAUCCUGAGUAAGGUGCGGCGCUCCUUGCUCUCUCACCGGGGUCCUGUGGACUGUGAGUGGGAUGGGGGAUUGGAUAUGAGUUUCCGAGUUUCGAUUCUUAGGUGGAUGGGGUGGUGUCGUUUGAGGCUGGACACGGUACCUCACGGCUCUGACCCCCUUUUUUUAAUCUUCUCGGUAGCCCUGGAGGCAGGGUGUUCUUGGGGUUUUCUUCAUUUUUUGCGAGGAUUUUUGAUACCAAUCCCGGCGUGGAUACUCCCUUUAUUUUCUACCUUUUCUUUCCUGGCUAGGUUCGGUUCGCAUCUCGGGAUAACGGGGGGGGGGAGACAGUGGUUGUACGAUGAACGAGGCAGCGCCUCGGAAAACGCCUUGCGAUGACUUUCUUGAUUUUUUUUUUGCCCCGAGGGGCGGAGCGAAAAGGGGCGAGAAUGUCUGAAGUACAAGGCUUUCGGGUGGCGAAUAUGGAUCGGUUGCCUUGGGAUCAGUGUGCGCGGCGAUGGAUUUUACAUAGCAUGGAUUUUCUUAAUGAUAAUUGAAUUUCACAGACG